Dunckerocampus dactyliophorus (ringed pipefish) is the source of this 1433-nucleotide messenger RNA. It is a transcript of the gene gpr45, whose product is annotated as G protein-coupled receptor 45. Gene Ontology annotation, cellular component: membrane. Gene Ontology annotation, molecular function: G protein-coupled receptor activity. Bases 271 to 1431 code for a protein of 386 amino acids. The record is from RefSeq and is a predicted model, not a curated record. The transcript is spliced from 2 exons. Gene Ontology annotation, biological process: G protein-coupled receptor signaling pathway. Lineage: Eukaryota; Metazoa; Chordata; Actinopteri; Syngnathiformes; Syngnathidae.
UCCAGGCGGCACAGUGACGACCGAGUCCGCUAUGGAAUAUUCAAAUCGAUAUUGAUUUCUAUUUUAGUUAUUAGCUUCUAUAUGUUGUGGCAUGCCAUGCUGUGGCGGAUGAGGGGAACCCGUGAAGGUAUCACGCGUGAUGGGGGCGACGUGAGACCAGAAUGCUGAUGCCAGUAUGAUGCUCCAAAUGUGUGAGCUGCAAGAUGGCAGCAGCCUUUGACGGUGAUCAAAUAUCUCUUCCGCGCCAAUAUCCUCGGGUAAAGCACCGUCAUGGAUUUUUGCAAUGAAAGCCUGUUGGAGGGGUGCGACCUCAUGGAGCCGGAUGACGUCAUUGAAACGGCAAAAAGCCCCCCAUCCGAUGCCGGGGCUCCUCUCAUAUCAGUCACGUUGCGUGUGACUUUGGCUGCCGUCAUGAUCUUCAUGAUCACCAUCGGUUUCCUGGGCAACUCCAUCGUGUGCCUGAUUGUCUACCAGAAGCCGGCCAUGCGCUCUGCCAUCAACCUCCUCCUCGCCACCCUGGCCUUCUCGGACAUCAUGCUGUCGCUCCUCUGCAUGCCCUUCACUGCCGCCACACUAGGGAGCAGCGACUGGAGCCUCGGGACUGGAUUCUGCCGUGCCUCCAUCAUGCUCUACUGGCUCUUUGUCUUGGAGGGCGUGUCCAUACUCCUCAUCAUCAGCGUGGAUCGCUUCCUCAUCAUCGUACAGCGCCAGGAUAAAUUGACGCCACACAGAGCUAAGGUCUUGAUUGGAGGUUCAUGGCUGUUGAGUUUAUGCAUCUCCUUGCCCUCUGUCGUGGGCUGGAGGACAGGCGCUGCGGACAUAGGGGACGCCUGGGCACCGCAGUGCGUUCUGGGUUACAGUGAGUCCGCGGCUGACCGAGCCUAUGCUGUCCUCUUAGCGGCGGCGGUCUUCUUUGCUCCCUUUUCCGUCAUGCUCUACUCUUACUUGUGCAUCCUCAACACGGUACGCCACAAUACCCUGCGCGUCCACAGCCACGGCAGCGAGCCCUCUUGCCUGCCGGCUCUCAACCAGGUCAGCAAAAGGAGACUCAUCGGGCUGCAGAGACACCCCCACAUUAAAGUGGACAUGAGCUUCAAGACCAGGGCCUUCACCACCAUCCUCAUCCUCUUUGUGGGCUUCUCGGCAUGCUGGCUGCCGUACACUGUGGUGAGCCUGCUGGCCGUCUUCAGCCGCCGCUUCUACUACAGCCCGGCCUUCUAUCCCAUCAGCAUAGGCGCCCUGUGGCUCAGCUACUUGAAGACAGUUUUCAACCCCAUCAUCUACUGCUGGAGGAUCCGAAAGUUCCGAGAGGCCUGUCAGGAGUUCGUCCCGAAGAGCUGCCGCCUGUGCCCGAGGGUGGCGGGACGGAGCAGAAGGAGGGUGCGACCCAGCAACAUUUACAUCUGCAGCGAGACACAGUCUGCUGUGUGAAA